Messenger RNA from Styela clava, 975 nucleotides. RefSeq lists its product as uncharacterized. The record is from RefSeq and is a predicted model, not a curated record. Lineage: Eukaryota; Metazoa; Chordata; Ascidiacea; Stolidobranchia; Styelidae.
AAAAAAUUUAUUUGCUUUUAGAAAAAUUAAGUAACUUUGCUUUGAAUAUACUGCGUCAAAAUGAUCUAUCGUCAAGGAUGUAUUGUUGGAAUUUUUCUUGCUGUAGUGAUUAUUUUGAGAAGUUGUGGAAAUGUGGACUCAGCAGUGAAUCGACGAUCCAGCGGAACUCUUCGAAAGUGUGGCAAUAAUGGAAAAGAUUUUAUGAGAUGGUUUUGCAAAGACGCGUCGUUCGAUUUUCCCUUUCCAUUCAACCGCAUUCAUAUUAUCUUCAGAUACCGAGCGCCGUUCAAAGAUUUAUAUCCGUUCCAACAUCAAGCUGCAGUUUGUUGUAGAACCGGAUGUAAUGAGAGUGGAUACAAAAGAAUGUGCUAUUUUCACAAGAAAAUAAGAAGAUGCGAAAUGGCAAUGAAUAUGUUUUCUGGAAGAAAAACAAGCCGACGAGUUCACGCAAGAUGUCGAUCUGCCCAGGCCAUUCUUUCCUAAAUACUGACAAACACUUAUUGGGUAUAACCAUUGGUAUAUACAUAUACACAUAUACACACAUACACACACAUUUUGUGAGUUUUAGAGGUUAGCCAAAUGGCCUGGCUUGGUUUGAACUGUCCAUUAUGCUUUUGGAAAAUACAAAACUUAUGAUCGUUAUCACAAACAAUCUCGAGGCAAAGAAUAAUUCUGUUUGAGACAUUUUAACUAGAAAUGAACACAAUUUUGUUGAUAUGUUUCUAGUUAUGAUCGUUGUAAAAUUUCAGUAGAAGUUCAAUAUAAAAAUUUUAUUUGAAAUAAAAGUUACCGUAAAUGACACCAAUCCAUAACAACCAAGUAUUGAACAAAUAAAACCGACUCCAAGAUUUAAGCUGCAAGCAUUUUUUUUGUAAAUCAAUUAAUUAACAUGGUUGUUUAAUUUUGCACUGUGAAUAUUGUACACGGCCUAUUGUGACUUUCAAUUUUUUUUUCCACAUUUUUUCUUUUGCUGUA